Molecule: messenger RNA, 754 nt
Organism: Megalobrama amblycephala (Wuchang bream)
Lineage: Eukaryota; Metazoa; Chordata; Actinopteri; Cypriniformes; Xenocyprididae
Product: urokinase plasminogen activator surface receptor-like
Exons: 5
Coding region: 15-623 (202 amino acids)
Source: RefSeq, a predicted model, not a curated record
CCUCCUGAUCAAAGAUGGAUCUGCAAAUCUCAGUUUUUCUUCUCUUCAUUCUUUUCACUGCAGGACACUCUCUCAGCUGUUAUGAGUGCUUGAGUCUGACGGGUUCUUGUGCAGAUCAGAAGUUAAAAACAUGUCCCAUUGGAUCUUCUCAUUGUGUGACUUCAACAGCAGUGGUAAAAGUUGGUGACAUUCGAUCAAAAGUGACAAAUAAAGAUUGUGCUCCUGCCUGUCAAAGUUUGUCCCUGAACUUCGGCAUUGUAAAGACAACUGCUUCCUGCUGUAACACAGACCAGUGUAACCUCCAAGAUGCAGAUCCCAGCAGUAACGUCCCCAAUGGAAACAAGUGUUUCUCCUGUGAUGGACAGAGCUGCUCCAACAUAGUGAGCUGUUCAGGGACUGAAGACCGCUGUGUUAAAGCAACAGAGACUUCUGGAGGCCGGUCAACUGUUGUAAAAGGCUGUGUGUCUAAAUCACUUUGUAAUGACACAACAUCAGUUCAUAAUGUACCUAAUGUUCAGGACAUCUCAUGUUGUGAGGGGAACCUGUGUAACGGUGCUCAGAGUGUCUCCCAGAGCUUCCUGUUCCUCUGCUGUUCUCUGCUCUCCUACUUCCUGCUGCACUGAAUCCAGCAGCUCUUCAUCCUACAAUCAGACACACUGUACUGAAUAUAGAGCUUGUGUUUGUAUUUUUGGUGAUUUUUUUCCUGUAAAAUUCUGAUGUGACAUUUUAUGAAAUAAAAUACUACAUCACCUUU